GCCUCGUCGGCGGUCUUGCUUUGGUGUCACCGACCCUCGUCAAAGCAGAGCAAUCUCUUUGGCGGUGGUCAGCAGGGUUCCCGACGUGGUAGCCUCAGGGUUGCUGCAGACACCGCUUGUCCAGCACAUCCAUGCAGCGCGCGUAAGCACUUGUGGCCUUCCCCUCCGUUUCGAGGGUUUGACGGCCCAAGGCUGCGUGCUGAACAAGUGGGCCGGCGGUGUGAGUACUUGUCUACUUGUGACACAGUGCAAGCACCGCUGCUGGGAACUUCUGUGUUUGUGCGCGCUGGUUGGUGGGUUGGUGUUGAUGCUCGUGUUGAUGUAUGUCAGUGCUGGCUGGAUAGUGCUUGGAGUUUGAGUGCUUCACCCUCCGCUCUGUGGCCUGUUGUUUGGCGGGAAACGUAACGCUGCACAAACACAAACACACACACACACACACGCACACAUACAUACACACACGCGUACCCACAUGCACAUGAACAACAACAGCAACAACAACACUACCGACUCACGAGUUCACAUCAUGUCACAUGGGACAGCCAUUUGACUUCAACACUGCAGACACCAUGGCAGACCUCAGUGGUGGCCCUCGCAUCGUGUGGUUCAAGGCGCUGUACACGCACCAAAAGACGAAGAAGCGAAAGACUUACCAGGACGGCCUGCUCAAGUGGGACGUGGAGCGCUCCAAGGCCAUCUUGUACAAUGAAGGCGGGACCGGCAGCGCCUUGGACUCAGUGUUCCAGCGGCGGCAACUGCAGCCCGGCGACGACCUGGAGUCCGACCGCUACCUCAUCCAGCUGGAGGAAGUGGACGAGCAGCGCACCUCUGGCGGUCUUGUGCAAGCGCCAGCACCAGCGUCAUCGCCAUCGCCCUCCUCAUCCCCGACACGCGCCCUUCCACAACAACGACGUGCAUCCGGGCAGCGGCUAUACCCGCAGUUCCACCGCCACCCACCACACACCACCUCUGCCACUGCAGGCACUGCCAGCACGCCCACGACACCCCCGUCCACGAGCGCAUCAACGUCGCCCCAGCGUCCUCUGAAGCAGCAGCAGCAGCAGCCGCCGUUCAAGCGCCCGCGGUUUCGCGCACCUCACCGCCGUGCAUCCUCUGCAGCGCAACAGCAGAACCCAACAGCACCGCCAGCCCACGAUCCCCUUGCACCAGGUAUGGGUGGUGACGGACAGUGGCGGCAGCGGCGGCGUGUGCAACGGCCUCGCUAUCCCAGUGGCGACGACCAGCCGGGCGGCGUGUCGCCAGCAUCACGCCCAAUGCAGGUUGGCGGCGGCCUUCCCCCUCAUCACCACCAGCACCACCAGCACAACCCGCACCAACACAACCCGCACCAACAUGACCCGCACCAGCCUCCACUUCACAUGGACGACAGCGCACCACCAAUCACGGCGCCAUGGCGCGGUGAAGACACAGAAAGUGGUGGUUUGCUUCUUGAUGAUGGCGGGCGCGAGCGUGCCCCGAAGCAAGCCAAGGUGAUUGGGAGGUCACACUGUCCGUCCAGCACAGCGCAGGCACCGGCCCUGAUUGGCUGCUUUGGUCACAGUGAAGCAACAUACCUGGUCACGCCAGCGUCGCCCAGCCGACAGCAGCCACAUCCACACGGCUCUCGUCGCGGUGCGAGCACGAGCCACAGCAGCGCGUCCGCAAUGACCAGCCACAGCAGCAGCACCAUCUCCUCCCAGUCAAUGCCAACCCCUGCGCCGUCAUCCCAACACCAUCAGCAGCAGCAGCAGCAGGCGACAUCUGGCCGCAGCGACGAGGCCCUCCUUGCCCUCCUGCUCGGCGGCAGUGGCAGUGGCAGUGGCAGUGGCAGCAGCGAGCACCAGCAUGGCUCCAUGCGCAGUGCACCUCCAGCCGCACCCAUGCGACCUCGUUACGCUCCAUCGCACUACCACCACCAGCAGCAGCACCAGCAGCAGCAUGGGGGAGAUGGCGGUGAUUACUUCCCGGACGAUGAGGACGAGACGGGGUUCCUGGAUGCGUUGUUGGGAGUCGAUGACGAAGGCACCCUCGCACCGGCUACAACAGCACCAGCACCAACACAUCCGCCAACGACCACGAGAGCGGCCACGGCUGAAGGAGGCACACGUGAUCUGUGGGGUGACAGCAGCCACUUGGACAACAAGGAGAACUUCACUGCCGCGACAGCGACGACACUGGGCGGUGGUGAGGCAGAUCCGUGGGCAAAUGCGGCGGACGUGGGCGAUGAUUACUGGGACGACGAUGACGGUCGCAACGCCCACAACGAUAACUACAACGACAACCACGACGGCACCAGCGACAGCACCACCACCCACAGGGCGAGAAGCGGCCAUGUGCUUGCUGAUGCUGGUGGUGCUGGUCGCAGUGGUUUCCGCGGUUUCAGCGGUUUCAGCGGUCCGCACGGUCGCGCACCAUCGUCAGCGCGAUCUGCCUCGUCAGCUGCAGUGCAACCUGGUCCGAGCGAAGUAACGCCACCAAGCCGCUGGGCACGGUUCGACCCCGCCUACAACAACAGCAAACAGCAGUCGCAGCAGCAGCAGUCGCAGUCAUCAUCAUCAUCAUCAUCAUCAUCGUCGUCGUCGUCCACGCAGCGCCCGUUCCUGAAUGCGCUGCGGGGAACGCGAGGUGUGAUGAGUGACCAGCACCCCACUUCCACCACCACCACUACCUUCACCACCACCACCGCACCCACACCCACAGCACUCCCACCACCUUCGCCCUCAUCCAGCACAUCCUCAGCAGGAGCAGAAGCAGGGAGGCGCAUGGACAACAUGGCGUUUCGAAAAGCGUUCAAGCACGCGUUGAAGCAGCAACAGCUGCAGCAGGGCGGCAAGCCCACUGCAUUCACUGCACCGGCCGUUCGCCUUGGGUCUGUGACGCGCGAGUACCACGUGCCCAAGCGGGAAGAAGCGCUGAGUCAGCAACGGUUGGAGCGAAAGGCAAUCAUUCCCUCGGAGCACGCCACAGUCACCGCCUACAAGUCCGCCCUCACCAACGCCCUCAUGGAGCAGAUCAACGCCAUGGUGUUUGACGUGUGCAAGUACUAUCAUCAGGCCAUGUCGUGCGUUGAUCUGAGCGAGUACAGGGCCGGUGCUGUUGCUGGCCGCGGCGCACAGCAGGACACAGCCCCGCACUGCAAACACGGCCGCACCCGACUCGUCACCGUCAAGAAGGAGGGCAAGAACAAGGGCCGCAUGUUCUACGUGUGUGCGCAGCAGCGCGGUGGGCAGUGCAACUUCUUCCAGUGGGCAGACCAGCCCGCGGGUGGGGAGGGUGCGAACCGCCAGCAGCGCAGCGCAGCAACAGCAGCGGUAGCAGCAAAGCCAAAGACGCCACAGGAGCUUGACAUGCUGCUGCGGCGCAAGAAUGUGCGGCUGUACAGCGAGGCGUCGCUGGAGUGGCGCGACCCGUUCAGGAAGAAGCGCGGUGGGCGCUAUUCGCGCUACGCCGAGGCCGAAUACGACGCGUAUGGCAGCAAACCCUCCACCGUCUACAUUGUGCUCCCGCGCAAGGAGCAGGGCUCUCAAUACGCAAAAUGGGACAUCUGGCUCGUGUCGCGCGACCUGGAAUUCAGGCCGUCGUCCACGUUCCUGGCGGCCGCCGCCUUCCACGGCCCAAACAAGACCGGCAGCCUCGAGCUCAAGCCAAUGGGUUCGUUUAAGCAGCGGGACUGGCGGCAGCAGGAUCGCGUGUUUGCCAUCCACGCCUUCAACGCGUCGACAGAGCUGACAUGUCUGCAGAACAUCCAAGAUCACCUGCACGCCAACGCGUUUCCCGUUCUCCCGUCGCUCCUCAACCUGGACGCCGCAGCCCGCCGCAACCUCCUCCGCACGAAGCACCGCUUGCUGAUGGGGCGGGGUGAAAUCAACGAUAUGGCCACCGCCUACAUUGAGCAAUACCACUUGAACGAGUACCAGGCUGCGUGUCUGCGGCGGUUUGCGGGCAUGCUCCCGUCCAUGGAUGCGGGCGCCGAUGUGGAGGACAACGGCAUUCUACUCGUGCACGGCGUGUACGGCAGCGGCAAGUCGUUUCUUGUCGCCGUCACCAUCCUCUUCCUCUCCACUGUCUUUGCCCGCAGCGACUCCUUUGAGGAAAAGUCGCUGGAGACGUCGCCGUGGCGCAUCUUGGUGUCGUCGACGACAAACGUGGCUGUGGACCGCAUCCUGCUGACGCUGCUUGAGCUGGAGUACGAGGACUUUGUGCGCGUGGGCAGCGCAAAGAAGAUUGCAAAGCCCGUGCUGCCGCUGUCGACGCACGGCACCGUCACCGCGGACCAGGACGAGGUGCGCAACCUGCGGCACAUGCUCAAGAGCGAGCUCUCCCGCACGGAGCGCGCGCAGGUGAUGAAGACGAUUGAGCGCCUGCGCCGCGGCGAAAACAGGUCGCGCCUGCUUUCCGCGCGCGUGGUGGGGGUGACGUGCGCCGCCACGGUGUUUGGGUGCCUGGACGACCUCAAGUUUCCCGUCAUCAUCCUGGACGAGAGCUGCCAGAUGACGGAGCCCAACGCGCUGCUGCCGAUUGCGCGCUUCGGCUGUGCGCAGCUGAUGAUGGUGGGCGACCCCAAGCAGCUGAGCCCGACCGUCUCGGGCGGCGCCGACGCCACCGACUGCCGCGGGCUGGAGCAGACGCUGUUUGAGCGGCUGAUGAAGGUGGGCGUGGACCCGAUUAUGCUGCGCAUCCAGUACCGCUGCCACCCGGCCAUCAGCCGCGUCUCCAACCAGCUCUUCUAUGCCGGCGUGCUCGAGGACGGCAUCACCAUCGACGCUCGCAGCGCCGUCGUGCCGCGCGCGGGCCCGCUCUGCUUCUUCGACGUGCUUACGGGCCGGGAGCGGCGCGAGGCAGACGGGUCCUUUUCCAACGAGCAGGAGGUGGCCUUUGCCGCGUUUCUCGUGCGCCACGUGGUGGAGGACUGCGGCGUGGCGCCAGACCAGGUCGGCGUCAUCUCCCUGUACAAGGCCCAGGCAAACGGCAUCCGCGCAGCCCUCCGUGGUAGUACUAGCAGUGGUGGUAGUGGUCGUAGCAGCAGUGGUAACAGUGGCGGGGACAGACCACAGCAGCAGCAGCAGCAACAGCAGCAGCAGCAGAAAAGGCAGAAGCGGCAAAAGGGGAGCAGGAGCGGCGGCGAGCCUGAUGCAGGCACCACGUCCGCUGGCCACGACUAUGCCGCCGUGCAAGUGAGCACGGUUGAUGCGUUUCAAGGCGGCGAGAAGGAGGUGAUUGUGCUGUCGUGCGUGCGAACGCAAGGGGUUGGCUUCAUCGAUGCGCCCGACCGCGUCAACGUCGCCAUCACCCGCGCCCGCCGCCACCUCUUCAUCAUCGGCAAGUACACCACGCUGGCCAGCAACAAGCUGUGGCGACGCGUCGUUUCCUUCUGUCGCGACCUCAAAGGCGGCUUCAUGGAGGCGCGGGAGUACCGGGCGCAGGUGCUGGAGAUGCAAUCGGAGACGGUGCUGGAGGAUGAGUACGAGGAUGAGGACGUGCUGCGAGAGGCGAUGGCAGCGAUUGAUGAGGAGGAAGGGCGGGGCAGUGGCGGAACUGGUUCAAAGGCGACGGUGACGCGGGAGAAGGGACAGCCGCGCGCCCACAUUGCUGCCGCAACUGGUGCUGGUGGCGAAGAUGAUGACAGCUGGUUGGACGACGGGUUCAUCGUGCAUGACAGUGAGGGAGCAGAGCAGGACGUGGAAGAUGACGAUAACAAAGCAGGAGGAGGAGAAGCGAGCGAACAUCACACCGACGGUGGGGAUCACACCACCAUGGAUUCAGGCCUUUCCAAGGGCAAAUCGCCCGCUGCAGUUUGCGAUGUCGAGGAUGAUGGUGAUAAUGGUGAUGAUGGAGACGAUGAGGAUGACGGUGCUGUUGCUCGGCCGUCAAGACGCGUACCGACGCUGACGCUGAACCUCUUUGAGGACUCUGAUGAUGACAAUGGCGUUGAUGGCAACGGCAACGGUGGUGGUGGGCACGACGACGACAGUGAUAGUGAGCUUGUGGCUGUAUUGUGACGCUGGCCCGCUCUGAUGCGCAGCUUUGGCGGGUCAACACUUUGCUUGUUCUCGUUCUCUUGGUGCUAUUGGAGGUUGCAUGUUGUAUGUAGCUAAUGCUGUGCACGGUCUGGCACCACACGGCACAGGAUAAACAUACCCAUCGAA
This is a messenger RNA of Salpingoeca rosetta, 6143 nucleotides long. RefSeq names its product Upf1 protein. The transcript has 14 exons. Lineage: Eukaryota; Choanoflagellata; Craspedida; Salpingoecidae. Gene Ontology annotation, molecular function: zinc ion binding; helicase activity. Gene Ontology annotation, cellular component: site of double-strand break; nucleus. The record is from RefSeq and is a predicted model, not a curated record. Gene Ontology annotation, biological process: double-strand break repair. The coding region runs from base 531 to 5996 and encodes 1821 amino acids.